Dichotomopilus funicola is the source of this 1986-nucleotide messenger RNA. RefSeq lists its product as uncharacterized. Gene Ontology annotation, molecular function: protein binding. The record is from RefSeq and is a predicted model, not a curated record. The transcript is spliced from 3 exons. The coding region runs from base 1 to 1986 and encodes 661 amino acids. Gene Ontology annotation, cellular component: ubiquitin ligase complex; cytoplasm. NCBI's taxonomy places the organism in Eukaryota, Fungi, Ascomycota, Sordariomycetes, Sordariales, Chaetomiaceae.
AUGUCCCAGAUUCACAAGUUCGAGCUUGAAGCCAAACUCAAGGAUGACAACCAACUCAUCCGCACCGGCGUGCUCCGGAACGAGCACCCCUUUGACACCUCCGACGAAUUUGCCGAUUUUUUGCAAGCCUGUCGAAGAGGCGAUCUGAAGAGUUGUCAGGAGUUGAUUUCGGCCGGAGUUAACAUCAAUGCCAAGGACCAAUUCGAUUAUACCCCGCUCGUCAUCGCCAGUUUAUGCGGUCAUUUUGAGCUGGUUCAGUUGCUUUUAGAAUCGGGGGCGCUGGCGGAUCCCGACUCGUUCGAGCGGGAACGGGCCGUGUACAAUGCUCUCAACAACAAAAUCAGAAACUUACUCCUGUCCUACGACUACUCGAAAUCUGCCGAUCCCCUGCAGGCCUGGUCUUCUCACAUCUCCUCCCUGCUCGUCCGCGAUGUCCCCUCGACCUCCGAUAUCACCCUCUCAGCCCCCCUCGAGGACUUCCGGUUGCACAAGUUCAUCCUCUCCGCCCGAUCCCCGUACUUUAUGCGCAAAUUCGCGGAAGCUCCCGAAACGGUCGUUUGGAAGCUGCCCCACGCAAUCCCCGUGGAGGCGUUUCGCGUAGUACUGCGCUAUCUCUACCUCGGCGACCUGCCCCGCGACUUUGUCGGCCCCAACAGUGCCGUUUCCGAGGAGGAAGUGUUCAAGGGCAUCGACAAGCUGUGCCGGCAGCUCGAGAUCGACAAGCUCUGGGAGUCGGUCUUGUCCAACGACCGCCGGCUGGCCCGGCAACGGCAGCAGGAUGAGGUGCAGCGUGCUCAGGGGCAGGUCGAGGACUUGUUCCGUAACACGGUGCUCAAGCACAGGAUAGAGAUUGAUACGCACCGGGCCAACGAUGUGAAAUGGCCGCAUUACAACGCCAUUUUUGCCGACUGUCUUCUCCGAGCUGACGACGAUCCAGAGGAUGAGGACUUUCUCGAGACAAGCGGCAUCGCGAACGGGACCUCCAUCCCGGUUGGGCCUGUGUUAGAUGGCAACAACACCGCCCAAAACGGCACCGCCACCACCAAACCACCAAAACGCUCAGUUCUAUUCCCAGCGCACAAAUCCUUCCUAAUCCGCAGCCCCUAUUUCGAGACCAUGUUCUCCUCCGAUUUCCUCGAAGCCCACGACAAGGAACACCUGCACGUCAUCAAAGUCGACUGCACCCCCGCCGUGCUCGAAAUCAUCCUCCGCUUCCUCUACACCGAAAAAGCCGACUGCCCCCUCGAACACGGCCUCUACCUGCUCUACACAGCCGACAUGCUCCUGCUCGACACCCUCAAGACAAAAGCAGCAGCCACCAUCUCCGCCCUCGGCAGCGGCACCAACAACGUCCUCGUCGAACGCACCCACGGUACCGCCAACGGUAACAACGGUAGCCCAACCACCACUAAAGGACAACAAAAACCGGGACCAGUCCCAGACCCGGUAUUAACAGGGGUAGAAACAGAACCCAUAAACGUCUACGACGUCCUCCGCGCAGCCUGGGACCUCAAAGUCCAACGCCUUGAAGAAUUCGCCGCCCGGUACCUAGCGGGGCGGUUAGAGGAUUACAUUGACGAGCCGGAGUUUGCGGAACUUAUCCGUGAAAGCGCCGACCGCAUCACGGCGCGCCAGGAUAUUGAUACCAUUGAGUUGUUGGAUGAUAUCCGGUAUUAUUUGUCGGAGAGGUUUCGGUUUCGGUUUGAGGGGGAUGGGUUGGAGGAGAUGUUGGGGGAGGAGGAGGGUGGGGAGGAGAUACAAGGUGAUGGUGUAGAGGUUGACGGCGAGAUUGGUAACGGGGAAGUGAAGCCGGUACAGGUACAAGAGAAUGGUGGUGAAAGGGGGUUGAAUGGUAACGGUGGUGGUGGUGUCCGGGCGUUGAACGGGGAGAUGGUGGAGGAUGAGUUUGCGUCGGAUGCGGUGAAUUAUCAGAUCUUGUUGAACAAGAUCGAUGUCAUGCUGGAGAGGUUAAAGUUGGAAGCAUGA